UUUUGUUUUGUUUUACCAUAAAUCUGUUCAUGCAUACAUACAGGACGGCGUGUACAACUGCAUAUGAGUAAUAUGACCACAUUGAUGGUUGAUACACUCAGGGCUUCGGGCCGUUAGGGGUACACACCUGCCCAUAAACACCCUCUAUGUGCACUUGGAUGUACGAUAUAAUUGUCUCAUAAACAAUAUUUGUAUUAUUUAUGAAUACUACAAUGCUUAGUUUGACUCCAACCUCAUUUGCAGUUCUAGAAAUGUUUAUACUAUUAUUGUCAUCUUAUUUGGUGAUUAAAUAUUAAUUUGCUCGAUAAAAAAAAAUAAUUCUAAUUUCUCCAAAUGGAUGGGACACGUUGCUUACUUAUUGGUAAUAGUAGAUGAUAAGCAAUUAUUUAUUUAUUCUGAAAUAUUUGAGUGUCUUAUAUCCUUUCUUUUGGUGGCCUAUUUAUAGAUGACCACCCUUUAGUCAAUGUUUCCCAUGCAGAAACUCCAACCUUAAGGAAAUCUACCCUUUUCAUCUAAUUAAAAAAAAAAAAAAACUGAUUAAUUAGUUCUUUUCAUAAAUUUCAAACCCAGAAAAUAAAAAAUGGGAAGAAAACCUUGCUGUGAUAAAGAGGGAUUGAAGAAAGGUCCAUGGACAGCUGAGGAAGAUCAAAAGCUUAUUGAUUAUAUCCAAAAGUAUGGCUCUGGUAACUGGAGAUCUCUUCCAAUGAAAGCAGGUCUUGAAAGGUGUGGUAAGAGCUGCCGGUUACGCUGGGCUAACUAUCUCAGGCCAGACAUCAAAAGAGGAAGAUUUUCAUUUGAAGAAGAAGAGACAAUAAUUCAACUCCAUAGUAUUCUUGGAAACAAAUGGUCUGCAAUUGCUGCUAGACUACCAGGACGAACAGACAACGAGAUUAAAAACUAUUGGAACACCCACAUUCGAAAGAAGCUACUUCGUAUGGGAAUCGACCCUGUAACUCACAGCCCUCGCCUCGAUUACUUUGACCUUCCUUCUAUGCUCUGCAGUCAUCAGAACUCACCCCUGAUGAACUUGCCUGCUGUCUUACUUAAUCUGCAGAACCUCCUAAACCCUGAACUUCUGAGAUUCCCCACUUCACAAAAUGGAUUCUUAAACUUCAACAAUUCCCAAAACACAAUCCUCAGUAAUUUGCAAAAUAAUAUCUCAGAUAAUCAAGUUCCAAGUGCACAGACUAUUAAUCAAUUUGAUCCCAUUCCAUCUUUUAAUGAAUUGUUAGGCUCUUCCUCAACGGAUAACUCGGGUUUUGUAUCGAACAGUUACCAGAGUUUUAGCAACGGUAGCAGCUUCUCCACGGCGUUGUCGCCGUUGAGUUCAAGUCUUCUUCAUCCUAUUGAUUCAAGUCCAACUUAUCUUAACAGCAGCAAGAGUACUGAAGAUGAGAUAGAUAGCUACAUCAGUAAUGUAGAGAAGUUGCUUGAAAGUCCGGUUCUUUAAUUAAUGUUAUAUUGUUCAUGUAGUACUUUUUUUUUUUUUUUUUCACUGCCCGGCAGCGGUCAAAAAAAAAAAAAAAACCGAAUAUCAGACCGGGUUAUAUUUCGGACCGAAAAAAUCUGACUAACUUGACAAAUCGGGUGAGGUCAAGAGUCUGAUCAAACUAGACAUUAAAAAUAAAAAAACUAUGUAUAGCAGCAAAGUUCAAUGUUGACAGCUGAACAAGUUUACAAGCGUUACAUUUGCAUAUGAAAUUAUAUAAAUAUAAUUCAUGCUUUGUUAAUUUCAGUUUGUAUGAUUUGAAGAUGGUAUACUGUAGUGGAUCAACUGUUCCAACGUGUAACAACCAAUUAAAAUAAAAACAUA
This is a messenger RNA of Chenopodium quinoa (quinoa), 1813 nucleotides long. Its product is annotated as transcription factor MYB74-like. Bases 581 to 1450 code for a protein of 289 amino acids. Lineage: Eukaryota; Viridiplantae; Streptophyta; Magnoliopsida; Caryophyllales; Amaranthaceae. The transcript is spliced from 3 exons. The record is from RefSeq and is a predicted model, not a curated record.